CCGCGCCCACUCACGCCCGGCCCUGCCCCGCGCCCUCAUCGUCUCCUCCCGGCCUCCCCUCAAAGCCCACCGCCGCUGCCCCCACGCCACCCACCCCACCCCGCCCCCGCCCCUACCGCGCGGUGCCCGAGACCCAGAGGCCAGACCCCUUUCUUCACCUUCCUUCCCAUCGCAAUCGCAAGCCCCCGGCUCCGGCGCUCGGCGGUCGGCCAGGUUCGGGAGAUCACUUCGUCGCGGCGAGGAGGGAGGGGGUCGCCGUUAGCGCGCGGCACUUGGAUGAGAAGGGCAGCGGUGGAGGAGGAUGCGGAAGGCGUACAGGGACUCCAUCAAGGUGCUCGAAGCUGACAUCCAGCACGCCAACACCCUGGCCUCCGAGUUUCCCCGGGACUAUGAUGGUGCGUGCCUGCAGAUGCGGCUGUCGUACAGUCCCGCAGCUCAUAUAUUCCUCUUCCUGGUGCAGUGGACGGACUGCAGCCUCGCAGGGGCUCUUGGUCUGCUGAGAAUCCUCAUAUACAAGGUUUAUGUGGAUGGCACAACAACCAUGUCGACUCAUGAGAGGAAAGCCAGCAUCAAAGAAUUCUAUGCUGUGAUAUUUCCUUCUUUGCUGCAACUGCAAAGGGGGAUCACUGAUGUCGAGGACAAGAAGCAGAAGGCCAUAUGCAUGGAGAAGUACAGAAAGAAAGAUGAGGAUGGACGGGACACCUUAUCUGAUAUUGAUGUUGAGAGGGAAGAGGAGUGUGGGAUUUGCAUGGAGAUGAACAGCAAAGUUGUGUUGCCCAACUGCACCCAUGCUAUGUGUAUCAGAUGUUACCAGGACUGGAGUUCAAGAUCGCAGUCCUGCCCAUUCUGCCGUGACAACCUGAAGAAGACCUGUCCUGGUGACCUGUGGAUCUAUGUUGAGGACCAAGAUGUGGUUGACAUGGAGACGGUGUCGAGCGAGAACCUCAGACGGCUGUUCAUGUACAUAAGCAAGCUGCCUCUGAUUGUCCCAGACGUCAUCUUCAGUGUGUAUGAUUCCCACAUCAAAUGACUUCCGACGCGACCUUCCUGACGACCUUCAGCCAGUGCCCAGCUCCAGUUAAUCUUAUGCCCCCAUGUCCUCCAUUUUCAUGCUUUGCUCAAGCUUUUGGAAGUGCCUGAACUGAUUUGGAACCGCAAGCCUUCCGGUGGUGCUUUAGAAACUUGUUUAGUGCCUGCAUGCAUCCUUAAUCAUAUGCAGCCACUCUGUACAUAUCUGACUUGGCUCAGUUAAUAGGGGACUGUGCUUGCCCCAAAUGGAGGCA
Zea mays is the source of this 1283-nucleotide messenger RNA. RefSeq names its product RNA-binding protein. The record is from RefSeq and is marked provisional. Bases 302 to 1030 code for a protein of 242 amino acids. The transcript has 5 exons. Gene Ontology annotation, molecular function: ubiquitin protein ligase activity. Gene Ontology annotation, biological process: protein ubiquitination. NCBI's taxonomy places the organism in Eukaryota, Viridiplantae, Streptophyta, Magnoliopsida, Poales, Poaceae.